CGUCACUCCCGAGUUCCUGCUUCCUCCAAGCCCCCUAUGACGUGUCUGUCCCUCAGCAUGACCCCGUACCUGAACACGUACCUACUGACCUGCCCCUCGCCUUUACUUCCUCUUCCUCCCCGCCCUUUCUCUGGCUGGGUGACUGCUGGUUGCCAGGCAACGCCUUGAAGUAAGGAGUCCCGGUCGGCGCACGGUCCUGGGGCAGAGUUCCACGUUUACAUUGGUGUCGUCGCUGAGAGAGUCGCCUGUAAAGAGUUGGCGGCUGAGGACGCCGGCCGGAGGUUUGAGCAGCCGUACUUCAGAUUAUGGGAUUGGGGAGUGGUCGCAGGGCAAUGAAGUCUCCUCCGCUUCUGAUCGCUGUGCUCCUAGCGUGCGUGUUUGUCCUGGGAAUAAACUACUGGAUUACGAGCACGCGAUGUGUGGAAUUACAGAGCCGAGUGAUGGAGUUGGAGAACCGGAUUCGCCGGGCAGCAGCAGAGAGAGGGGCAGUUGAGAUGAAAAAGAAUGCAUUUGAAGACAUGCUGUCGAAGCAGAAGAAGCAAAUUGACACUAUCCAGUCCUUGCACAGCUCCCAGAUGCUGAAUAUGCAGCAGAUAUGUAAAAGUGAGACGGAGAAUUUGCUGAACAAUGCAACUCUUAAAGACAGCCUUCUAAAGAAACUUCAAGCGGAAAUAGCUAAUGUUCAAAAACAAUUAGAAGACUCCAAGCUGGAAUUUAAGGACCUUAAAGAAAGCCAAGCCAAGAAGCUUUCCUUUGAGUUGGCCCAGUGCAGCAAUAAGAUAGCAGAGGUGAAUGAGCAGUGCGAGGAGAAGAUCCGCAGGUUGAAAGCAACAGAUGCAAACGCUGAGGAUGAGGAAAAAAAUAAAAGCAAGCCUGAGAAGAUAAAGCCUGUGACAUCAAUUCAAGAUAUUAACCAGAAAGUCCUUGAUAUAAAAGAAGAGCAGAAAGUUGUAACAAGUGCUGUGAAGCCACCAGUGGACUCCAAUAAGGAGGGUGCUCCUUCCCUAGAAAAUACAGAACAAACAAAGAACUUGAAUGUUGUCUUGGACAAAAAGAAUCCUAGUCCUUCACCUCCACAGCCCAAAAUACAAAAGGAUGAACAAGAGGAGGAGCUUCAGAGUGAAGUUAACCCUAACCUUGCAAAUGCAGAUGAGGAUGAUGGGGAGCCCAAAGUAGAGGAUGUAGAAGAGACUAAUAAAGAACCUGAAAACGAGGACGUUGAGAGAGAGAACCUAAUAAACAUGGAAGAUGACAAAGAAGUCGCCAAGGAAAUCCAACAAGACGGAGAAAAACCAAACGAUUACAAUGGAGACGAAGCAAACGAAGCUGAAUCUGAAACUGAAAAACAAGUGGAACUGAAGGCUAACGAUCAAGAGGUAGAGUCUAAGAGGAAUUAAAAAUGGAAAUGAAUUGAAUGAACUUGCAUUCAACCAACAGGCCGAGUAAGAUGAUGAUCCAAGACUAAAAAAGUGUACUGGCCCCAUGUCUUAAACUACCUACCACAGUGUCCUCAACAUGAGAUGCCUUAAGAUGAAUUAGAAUGCAGAUGACUUUAAGAACUGAAGUUUAGCACACAGAAACAAACUUAAAGACUGUUUUUCCAUUUUCUCAAUCUUAGUUGUUUUUUUUAAUCUGAGUCUUUAUCACACUGCCCUUCUACACCUUAAAGCCUUACCACAGACUGAGUAACAAAUCGCAGUGAGGUUAUAAUGCCUUAAGGGAUCUUAGCACAUUCAGAUGGAUAGGCAACAGCUGAACAUUGGACUAAGACAUUUAUGGAUAAUAUGUAAAUUAACUUUUGGUAAUUAAUUCUUCUAUGUGUUUUAAUGACCGGGUAAGCGUGCACAUAACCUAUCCAUACUCAUCAAUAACACAAUGGCAAAACACCAGGGCCAAGUGAUGCAUUGACUUUAGUCUAGUGCAGGCAUCCUCAAACUGUGGCCCUCCAGCUGUUGUAAAACUACAACUCCCACAAUGCCCUGCUGUAGACUGAUACCUAUACGCUGUUCAGGCAUGCUGGGACUUGUAGUUUUGCAACAGCUGGAGGGCCGCAGUUUGAGGAUGCCUGGUCUAGUGCUAGAUGCUAGGCUAAUGAGAACACAUACAUAAGGGGUUAUUUUGCUUGCCAUGUUGCUUUAUGUGUAAUGAGUCUUUUCAAGGUAUUUAAGGGGGUUCCCUACUUUUUGCAUUACAUUCAGAAGUGCCACCUUAGCCCACUCAGAGAAGUCCCUGGGUACCAGUGUAAACAAGCAGUGGUGUCCAUAGCUUCCCAAGAUGACGUUUUUUCCCUCUACUGUGUAGGCCUUGAAAGCAUUCAUCGCAGGCACUGAUAAUAUCCAUAGCUUUCCUGUAUCUGCACCUUUUGUUGAAUCCUUUCAGGGCCUGCACAGAAGAGGAGACAGUCAUGGACAAGGGUGGGAUCUUUUCCAUGCAGGCCAAGAUAAGGCCUGAAGAGAAAGGGCAGCUCCUUAUCCCAUUACAUCAGGGUGUGGCACUUCUGAAAAAUAUGCUGAAAGCAGACUUUUUAACUAAUAAUCGGUUUUGGGGGUUUAGGUUUGGUGUAUGUAGAAAAAUCAUUAUUUUAUUGAAGUGUAGCUCAUGUCGUGCUUGAGUAACAUCUGUAGGCAGAUCAGUUACUGGAGAUUCUUUACCUUCAGCAGAAGAUAUAAUGAUGCGCCCCACCAUUAUGUCAGUGAGUUAAUCUUAUUUUUGCAUUUGCUGCUGACAUAUAGGUUUAAGACAUCCACCACAUGUCUAUAGGCUCAACACAUACUUCAUGAAUAUAUGGCAUUCUAAUAUAAAACGACAUCUCUGCCUUAAUACAUGUCAUGUUUCUACUAGACUGUUGCUGAAGUCGUUGACCCUUCAUGCUCAUUAGCACAUGGAAACAAUGGGAACCAAAUGACUCAUGUUAUGUACCAAUUGCUGCUACAGUUUUGGCUGAACCAUUGGUCAGAAGCCGGGAGCCUUUUUGCUAAAUGUAUGUGCGGUUGCAAAGAUUGGUCAUUAAUGCAGUGGUUCAGUCUAGCCUAAAAAACUGAAUAGAAAUGUAUCAUAAAGCAAAAGAGUAAUUUCACAGUAUAGUAUCCAUUUGAGAGUGGCACAAAUGAAUCCAAAGAAAACCACUGUGAAAGCGGAGGCAUAUGGGGGUACAGUAUGACCCAGUAAACUGCUGCAAGACUGAGCCUCUGAUGUGGUAUCAUAGCUGUUUACAUGAGGCAUUAUGUGUUUUAAAGGGCAUUUGUCAGCAGAUUUGUACCUAUGAAACUGACUGUCCUGUGGAAUUUGCGCUUGGCAGCUGAAGACAUCUGUGUUGGUCCCAUGCCCUCCUUGGUAAGAGAAACGUUUUAAUAUAUGUAAAUGAGCUUUUAGGUGCAACGGGGGCGUUGCUGUUACACUGAGAGACUCUGCUUUCUCUGCAACUACCGCGCCCUCUCCACUUAUUUUCACUGCCUAGAGCUGUCAAUCUGUCAUCACGCCGGGCCUGACUGAAGUCAAUCAAACUGCAGAGGGCGUGACACUUGCAGAGAGAGCUGAGCCUCUAUGUGGAACGACAACACCCCCGCUGCUCCUAGAGGCUCUUUUCUCUGCACUGCGGGCACAUAUGAACAUGGGACCAACACAGAUGCCUUCUGCUGCCAAGCGCACAUGUAACAGGUCAGCCAGUUGACAGACUGGCCUACAUUUGAGUCUCCCCUCCAUUGUUAUGCAGCAAAUAAUCCCAGCACUGACAUAACCUUGCACUACAUUUAUAUGAACCCCAUAACCUUUGAGCACAAUAUCCUUCCCAUCUGUACAUCCUGCUGUUGUGUGUUUUUUGUAUCACAUCUAUGCGGUACAGUAAUUUGCCUAAAUCACCAUCUAUAGUGUAAUCUACUUACAUGACAGUUUCCAUAAACUGUGAAUGUAGCUUUGAUCAAGCCAUGAAGGAGAAAAGGAUCAAUAUAUUUUAGGUAGAUUGCACCGACUUAUUAUUAUUUUUUUAACUUUAGCUGGGUUGAUACUGUGUAUUUAUCUGCAAAGAUGAAAUUGUACAGCAGAUGUUAAUUUAUGAACUUUUAUGGAUUAUUAAAGUAGAUUACUAUAA
This is a messenger RNA of Bufo gargarizans (Asiatic toad), 4087 nucleotides long. It is a transcript of the gene GOLM1, whose product is annotated as golgi membrane protein 1. The record is from RefSeq and is a predicted model, not a curated record. Bases 306 to 1397 code for a protein of 363 amino acids. Gene Ontology annotation, cellular component: Golgi apparatus. The transcript has 10 exons. NCBI's taxonomy places the organism in Eukaryota, Metazoa, Chordata, Amphibia, Anura, Bufonidae.